AAUCAGAACAGACCACGAAAAGAGACGAAGGAAAGAUGGAUUGUGGCUUUGUCAAAUAAUUAGUUUAUACUUUAAAUUGGAACUGAGUAACUUUAAUUCUUUAUUAAGUAUAAAAAUAAAUAUAUGAGUAAAUAACGAUGGACUUGUUUUUAAAUAAAAAUUGGAACAAAGUCACGCCAUGCCUAGUGUUAUUAGCGUUAGAAGUUUUGCUAGAAUUUUCAGAAUGUGCGACCCAGGCGGAAGUUAACAAGCACCUAGAGCUGGGCCGCGACUUCCUGGCCCGAGGUCAGCUGUCCGACGCACUCACACACUAUCACGCCGCUGUUGAGGGCGAUCCACAUAACUACCUCACAUACUUUAAGAGAGGCACUGUAUAUUAUGCACUCGGUAAAGCCAAGUUUGCUUUACAAGAUUUUAGUAAGGUGUUAGAAAUGAAGGCCGACUUCACAGCCGCCCGACUCCACAGGGCUAAUGUGUACCUCAAGCUAGCUCAGUACAGGGAGGCCAAGGAAGAUUACCUACAAGUUACUUAUAGUGAACCUUACAAUGAGGAGGCGAUAUCCUUGUAUCACCGGAUGGAUGGUCUGUCAGAGGAGCUACAGCUAGCGGAGGCCUACUACCGCGGGCGGGACUUCGCCGCCGCCGCUGAACUCGCCUCCCGACUGCUAGAGGCUUCCCCCUGGGCCGCUAACCUCAGACAACUUAGGGCGGAAUGCUAUAUUGCACUAAAUGAUCUGUUCUCAGCGGUGUCGGAUAUCCGGUCUGUGAAUCGUUUACAGCAGGACUCCACUGAUGGCUACCACCGUCUUGCCACACUCCUGUACCAACUGGGACAUGUCAGUGACGCUCUCAAGGAAAUAAGAGAAUGUCUCAAACUAGACCCGGAGCACAAGCUGUGUUUCCCGUUGUACAAGAAAUUAAAGAAAGUGGACAAACUGUUAUUAGACUGUGAGGAGGCCAGUCAGAACAGAGAGUUUGUGAAGUGUGUGGACAAGGCUGAGGCGGUGCUGAAGGUGGAACAGGAGGUAACGCUGGUGGUGUUUGAGGCCAGGAAGUGGCUGUGCUCGUGUCAUGCUAAGGAGGAGCAGUAUUCAGAAGCUAUCCUGGAGUGUGGCCGAGCUCUGGAACUACAACGAGAUGCGGGUGUGUUAUGUUCCAGAGGAGACGCCUGGCUCGGACUGGGGGAGUUUGAUGACGCUAUCAGAUCCUACAAGGAGGCGCUGGAUAUAGACGAGGGGCUGCAGAGAGCCAAGGAUGGGAUCAGCAGGGCACAGAAACUACAGAAACAGUCGGAGCAGAGAGACUACUACAAGAUAUUAGGAGUUAAGAGAACGGCGAAUAAACAGGAGAUCACGAAAGCGUACCGCAAGGCGGCGCAAAAGUGGCACCCGGACAACUUCCAGGGAGACGAGAAGAAACUGGCGGAGAAGAAGUUCAUAGACAUCGCCGCCGCCAAAGAGGUGCUGACGGACCCCGAGAAGCGCGCCGUGUUCGACGCGGGCGGUGACCCGCUGGACCCCGAGGCGGGUCGCCAGCAACAUGGGUUCAACGCCCCCUUCGGUCACUUCCACCACGGCAGCCCCUUCCAGUUCAAGUUCCACUUCAACUGACGCCCCCCCUCGGACCCCUCUCCUCUCUCUUGUAAACUCCGUGGAAUCGGUUCGGUAACUUGGAAGUCGUCACAUUUCAAUCGUCCGGAGUCCUUUAGUAAACUUUGUCUUAAGCAUUAAGUUUUAUAUUUAAUUGUAUGAGCAUAAUACUAUACUACAUUUAACAUCAAGUCGGACCAAGCUCCCCCUCCCUCCCUCCAUAGUCAGUAGACGAGGAUGAAUGAAAAACAAAGUAUAAAUGUAAUUCGUAUAAUUUAUUAAUAAAUACGUCUGCGACUAGUCCCUACCGAAUAUAUUAUCGUUACAUGCUAACGUCCACCAGAGGAAUGUUUCUUGUCUUCUCUCUGCUCUGUCUCUGUUGUAUAUUCUCAUAUAAUCUGUUGUAUCUCUUCCCUAAUAUUAUUUAUCUGUGAAAGUAUCUUUCAGUUCCUUUUUUUUUUGUAAAUGUAAACAAUUUUUUACUUUAACGUCUCUGUAAAUAUUAAUUUAUUUUGAUAAAACUCUGAAGGUCACUUCAUCAAAAGGUUAAAGUGAAAAAUUGUAGGAGACGCCGUCCGGCGGCCGGUCGGGCGGCCGGGCGGGCGUUGGACGCUCGCUUAAUUAACUUAGGUUUGUUUUGUUUCCACACAACUUUGUAAAUAUUUAGAAAAAUAAGAAUUUACCAGA
Danaus plexippus (monarch butterfly) is the source of this 2276-nucleotide messenger RNA. It is a transcript of the gene P58IPK, whose product is annotated as dnaJ homolog subfamily C member 3. Gene Ontology annotation, cellular component: endoplasmic reticulum. NCBI's taxonomy places the organism in Eukaryota, Metazoa, Arthropoda, Insecta, Lepidoptera, Nymphalidae. Bases 138 to 1610 code for a protein of 490 amino acids. The transcript is spliced from 11 exons. Gene Ontology annotation, molecular function: protein-folding chaperone binding; misfolded protein binding. Gene Ontology annotation, biological process: protein folding in endoplasmic reticulum. The record is from RefSeq and is a predicted model, not a curated record.